AUGACGGACGAGAUUAUGGUGGGGUCCGCUGAUUUGCCUAUGAAGAGGCCCAGGGAGGACGAAGAAAACGGUGCGGAAGCUGCUACUUCAGUCGUGUCUAUGGAGACUGACGGUGGCAAGGAGCUGAAUUCUGUCUCCGCUGUUAUUCCUAGAUGGUUAUCUGAGAUUAGCCUAAUGUGGCCAGACUCCAGACAUUGUUCAGAAGACCAGAGGAAUAAGAACAAGCCAACUAGGUUUUCUCCAAACCCUCCAAAGAACCCUGUGUCAUGGGCUAAAAGGGUAUUUUCUGACGCCAUUGAUGGGUGUUCUGAGAAAUGGGCUUUUACCAUGACUAAUGGAUUUGAGGUUGAUGUGGGUAAAGUAGCAGGCUUGAGUUCUCCAUUAACCAAGAAUGAGGUUUCUUCUAUUCCUCUAUCGCCAAAGCCAGCAGCUCAGUUGGAGAAGAAGAACACUCAGGCCUCUGAGCAUGCUGCUGCUUCUCAUUCUUACAAGUCCAUUGAUCUUACUCUCCUCCACUUCACCACCGACUGUCUCUCUCUUCAGCGUCGGCAGCAGCGGCGCUACCACCUCUAA
Molecule: messenger RNA, 573 nt
Organism: Malus domestica (apple)
Lineage: Eukaryota; Viridiplantae; Streptophyta; Magnoliopsida; Rosales; Rosaceae
Source: RefSeq, a predicted model, not a curated record